This is a messenger RNA of Moneuplotes crassus, 2334 nucleotides long. The record is from the annotation of a GenBank genome assembly. Lineage: Eukaryota; Ciliophora; Spirotrichea; Euplotida; Euplotidae.
AUGGGAUCGUGCUGUGGCGGCAGUGGCAAAACAGGAGGAAUGCGGUUUAAGCUCCGGCUUUCAAAAGCUAUACAGGAGUUUAAGAAGGAACUUAAGGGACAGGAAGUCCAAGACCCAAGGAGGAAAGAAACUAUUGAGUUUGUGAGAGAGAAAUCGUUUUUGAAAGCAAAGCCAGUAAUAGACCAUCUUGAGCUCCGAGGGCUCGAUGGGAGCAAAGUUGGAAAUGAACUAGUUAGGUUGUAUUAUAGUAAUAAGAACGUGGUCAUUAAGGCACUGAUUAUUGGGAUUAUUUGGAUUUGCAUGGAUAAGUGUAAUAAGAAAAUUGGAGGAAUUACCAAAAAUAUGCUGGCUUCUCAAGCAGAUACGGAUAUAACAGAAGUUAUCCUUCAUUCAUUAGACAACCAUUACGAGUAUGAACAUGUGAUAAUACUAACUUUCGACUGCUUGAUAGCAUACCUUGACACAUGUAGGGUCUACAAACAAGGAAUAUUCGAAGAAGAAAAUUUAUUGGAUAGGUGCAAGAGGUUCACAAAUUCUACUCAAAGUGUUUUAAUAUCUUGCAAUAAAGCAAUCUCAAGACUUGUCCUUUACUCUUCCUUUGAAGCUGUUGAAAAGAGACAAACUGAUUUGGUCAAUUAUGUAUUUCAUGUCACUAAAUCUAAUAAAGAUAACAUUGAAAACCAGAAUAUAUCCAGAAGUGAGCCAGUUCCAGACAUGACAAGUGAAGAAGAAAUUUUAGUAAACUCAACCCUGGAGAUUCUAAAUUCAAUAGCUACUAAAGUUGAGCCAUUGGGUAAGGAAAAGAAGGAAUUUAUCUCUCUUCUCAUGCAAAACUUUGAGGAUGAAAAGUGGAAGUCUCCUAAAUACAUCAGUAGUAUAAUCAUAAACACCACUGCUAAACGAAAUGGUGAUGAAGCUAUUGUUCAGAACGAUACUCUCACGCAAAUCUUGAACUAUUUGUACCAAAUUAUAAUCGAAAGAACUGAACCUCUCUUAGAGAACACAAAUGGAAGAAGUCUUACAGAGGAGGAGUUAGUUUCAAUUACAAAAAUACUAUUUGAGCUCUAUCCUCUCAGACCAGAAUCUCAUGCUUAUGCGAUAGGGAGUCCUGAAAUAUUCAAAGUGUUCAUGAAUCUUUGUCAAGUUGAGCCAAUGGUUGGGAAAGAAGAUAACUAUGACUACGUAGUUAAUGCCUUUGGAAGUUAUAUGGAUAACCUUAUGUUCAGAUAUUCUCCAAAUGAUCAAGAAGAAACACAUGAAAUUCCAAGUGCUAGGAACAGAUUCAAAGCUACUCAUGCCCUAAUCAGAUAUGGAGAAGAGAACGAAAUUUAUGAAGAAAUUUUUGAAGGGUCCAAUCCUUCAAAUAUCAAGAAGGACCAGAUUCAGGGCUCAGUAAAUUUUAUCAGACUUAUCCAAACUGCUGUGUCUGUUCUCUACGACAGUGCUACUGAGCUUAACAAGACAGAAGAACUUCACACAAUUUCAGGGAAAGCAAUGAGUUUUACAGAUAAAGAUUUUAACACACUACUAAACCCAAUAAUCAGAGUUAUAGAAGACUCCCCAGAUGAAAUGAAUGAAGAAAUAUCUGACCUUCUCAUUGACUGAGUGAUUAAAAUGCUUAAAUAUGAGCAGAUGUUUAGCCCUAGCCAUUCAAGGAUCUUCAUUCAUGUUCUUAAAGCACUUCCUCUUGCAGCACCUUGACAAUCCGAGAACUUUCCAUUAGCUUUCGCUGUGUUUAUUAACCUUGUUGCAAAUAACCCUAAGACUCCGGUCGGUCCUUUGAUUCCUAAAUUUAUCAAAAGCUUCAAUUCCGAACUCCAAAAUAGCCAAGUCGGCUCUGAAAGGGAAAGGAACGCUUAUAGAGCCAGUACUACUCUCAAAUUUGCUGAGAUAGCUGCUUCGAUUACCCAAGAUUCUGGAUUGGCAUCCCUAGCUCGAGAUGAAGCAAAUAAUGCUGGAAAUGAUAGUGAUUCAGCAGAGACUGGAUGGAUCAAUAGUUUUAUAUCUAAGUUCUCCUCUGAGUGGAAUAAGUAUUUGGGUGAUUCUCACGUUAAUGUUGAUGAUAUCUCUCUCGAAGAGGAUCAGUCGAGGGAAGAGAUCAAUCAGCAUGAUCAAAGUAAAGAUAAGAUUCCAAAUUCUCUCCUUAAGGCUCUUGUCCAGAAAAUGGAGAAGACUGAUGUUGGUAGUGGGCAACAAUCCCAAACUCCAUCUGCAUCAAUUGCAGAGUCUAGCAAGUUCUCCCUUGAUGAUGCUACUUUCAAAAAUGACGACAGUGAGUUUGAUGAAUCAGCAUCAGCACAGAGUUUAAUGCAAUAUAUCAGGAACGUAUCAUAG